CGCAGUUCCCUACGCCCAACGCUCGCUCUCCUCUGGCAGGAGGGGUCCAGAGGACGGUGUCGCAAUCACCUUCCUCCCUCUUUCCCCGCCUUAACACUCAGUCACCUCCCAGAUGAGCGCGCUCGCAGACCGCUGCUGGCGGUCGGGUGCCCGGCAUGUCCCCUGAGUUCGCGCAGACGACAGUCACCGGUCCUCUGCGCAGCCUGGAGCAAGCCAACCGCACCCGCUUCCCUUUCUUCUCAGAUGUCAAGAGAGACCACCGGCUGGUGCUGAGCACCGUGGAGACAAUCGUGCUGGCGCUCAUCUUUGCGGUGUCUCUACUGGGCAACGUGUACGCUCUGGUGCUGGUUGCGCGCCGACGGCGCCGAGGGGCCACCACCAGCCUGGUGCUGAACCUCUUCUGCGCGGACCUGCUCUUCACCAGCUCCAUCCCCCUAGUGCUAGUCGUGCGCUGGACAGAGGCUUGGAUGCUGGGCCCCGUCGCUUGCCAUCUGCUCUUCUACAUGAUGACCCUGAGCGGCAGCGUCACCAUACUCACGCUGGCCGCAGUCAGCCUGGAGCGCAUGGUGUGUAUCGUGCGCCUGCAGCGCGGAAUGCGCGGCCCGGGGCGGCGGGCACAAGCUGCGAUGCUGGCGUUCAUCUGGGGCUACUCCGCUCUUGCCGCGCUGCCGCUCUUCAUCUUCUUCCAGGUGGUCCCGCAGCGGCUCCCGGGUGCCGACCAGGAAAUUCCCAUCUGCACACUGGUUUGGCCCAGCACCCCUGGAGAGAUCUCGUGGGAUGUGUCUUUUGUUACUUUGAACUUCCUGGUGCCGGGACUGGUCAUUGUGAUCAGUUACUCCAAAAUCUUACAGAUCACAAAGGCAUCGCGGAAGAGGCUCACCAUGAGCCUGGCGUACUCGGAGAGCCACCAGAUCCGAGUGUCACAGCAGGACUUCCGGCUCUUCCGCACCCUCUUCCUGCUCAUGGUGUCCUUCUUCAUCAUGUGGAGCCCCAUCAUCAUCACCAUCCUCCUCAUCUUGAUCCAGAACUUCCAGCAAGACCUGGUCAUCUGGCCAUCCCUCUUCUUCUGGGUGGUGGCCUUCACAUUUGCCAAUUCUGCCCUGAACCCCAUUCUCUACAACAUGUCACUGUUUAGGAAUGAAUGGAGGAAAAUUUUUUGCUGCUUCUCCCUCCCAGAAAAAGGAGCCAUUUUUACAGACACAUCUGUCAGAAGAAAUGAUUUGUCUGUUAUUUCCAGCUGAUUCGUUUUUCUCGACACAUGAAGUCUCUCCCUGUGGUGAGCCACGGUGUGCUUUAAUCAUCCACCAGUGCACCCUACUUUGCGGAAACAACCUAUGCAAACAUACAUCUGCAGCAGCAGCAAAUUAAGGGACGAUCAUUCCGUGUAAACAUACUUUUCCUUUAUAAGAGGACUCACGAUUGGGUUCCUUUGAAAUAUGAACUUUUUCAGUGUGUUUGUAAUAUGAUUGAAAUUAAUAAAUUUUUAUUUAUACCUGUUCAGCAA
Molecule: messenger RNA, 1504 nt
Organism: Marmota monax (woodchuck)
Lineage: Eukaryota; Metazoa; Chordata; Mammalia; Rodentia; Sciuridae
Gene: Ffar4
Product: free fatty acid receptor 4
Exons: 3
Coding region: 156-1241 (361 amino acids)
Biological process (GO): G protein-coupled receptor signaling pathway
Cellular component (GO): membrane
Molecular function (GO): G protein-coupled receptor activity; peptide binding
Source: RefSeq, a predicted model, not a curated record